Messenger RNA from Tribolium madens (black flour beetle), 372 nucleotides. RefSeq names its product adult-specific cuticular protein ACP-20-like. Gene Ontology annotation, cellular component: extracellular matrix. The coding region runs from base 1 to 372 and encodes 123 amino acids. Lineage: Eukaryota; Metazoa; Arthropoda; Insecta; Coleoptera; Tenebrionidae. The record is from RefSeq and is a predicted model, not a curated record. The transcript has 2 exons.
AUGUUCAAGAUUCUGGGUGUGGUGGUCUUUGCUGUGGCUGUCCAGGGGCAAGGUCACGCUUCUUCGUUUGUCUCGUAUAGUCAUGGGUUGACUUUGGGAGGCCUUGGGGGAGGAUAUGCCCUUAAUCUGGGAAACUAUCACCACCCCAAGUACCAGUUUAAAUAUGGGGUUGUGGAUCACCACACGGGUGAUAUUAAGUCGCAGGAAGAGAGUAGAGAUGGGGAUGUGGUUAAGGGUUCAUAUUCGGUGCAUGAACCCGAUGGUACUAUUUUGACGGUUCAUUACACUGCUGAUAAGCAUAGUGGGUUCAACGCGGUGGUUCACAAAGAAGGACACGCCAAACAUCCGCAGCAUUUCAGACAUCACUACUAA